This is a messenger RNA of Dioscorea cayenensis subsp. rotundata (Guinea yam), 1227 nucleotides long. Its product is annotated as class V chitinase-like. The record is from RefSeq and is a predicted model, not a curated record. Gene Ontology annotation, biological process: chitin catabolic process; carbohydrate metabolic process. Bases 13 to 1188 code for a protein of 391 amino acids. Gene Ontology annotation, cellular component: extracellular region. The transcript is spliced from 3 exons. Gene Ontology annotation, molecular function: chitinase activity; chitin binding. NCBI's taxonomy places the organism in Eukaryota, Viridiplantae, Streptophyta, Magnoliopsida, Dioscoreales, Dioscoreaceae.
UAUAUAUAUAUUAUGUAUAUAUGUACAUAUAUCAGUUCCAUCCAAGCUAUAAGAAGCAAAGCACAAGGAAAAACCAAAAUGGGCAGACAGACCCUAACCCUAAUACUUCUUCUCCUCACCACCACCACCACCCUUCAUCUAUCCACAGCAGCUCAAACCAACAUCAAAGGUGCCUACUGGUUCCAGGAAAGCGAAUUCCCAGUCUCCUCCAUAGACUCCUCACUCUUCACUCACCUCUUUUGUGCCUUUGCCGAUAUCGACUCCACCACCUAUAAACUCUCCAUCCCCUCCUCCUGCUCCUCCUUCACCUCCACCGUCCGUCAAUCCAACCCCUCCAUCAUCACCCUUCUCUCUAUCGCCGGUGGCAACCAGUCAAGGUCCUCCAUCUUAUCCUCCAUGGCGAGACAAUCCUCCUCCCGGAAAACCUUCAUUGACUCAUCAAUCUCUCUUGCAAGAACAUAUGGUUUCUCUGGACUUGAUCUUGAUUGGGAGUACCCUGAAACACCAACGGACAUGACAAACCUUGCCACUCUCAUAAAUGAAUGGCGUACCGCCAUUAACGAAGAAGCCCAAACCUCUGGAGAGUCAGCUCUUCUCCUCACUGCUGCUGUCAGUGCCACCCCUACAUUAAACUCUCCAUCAUACCCUGUUUCCUCCAUUAAUGCCGGCAUGGAUUUUGUUAACAUCAUGGCUUAUGACUUCUACGCUCCAACAUAUACUCCCCAAGUUACAAGCGCACACGCAGCGUUGAAAGACACCUCAGGCGGCAUCAGUGGUAGCUCCGGAGUCACUGCAUGGAUAAAUGCUGGCUUGCCGGUGAACAAAAUGGUUUUUGGUUUGCCAUUCUAUGGAUAUGCAUGGGAGCACAGUGAUGAAGCUAAUCAUGGUUUGGGUGCACCUGCAACUGGAGUGGCUACCGGUGAUGGCAUUGAUAGUAGUGGUGCUAUAAGCUUCAAGAACAUUAAAAGUUUUAUUGAGAGUAGUGGUGCAGAAACAGUGUAUGACAGUGAGGUGGUGGUGAGCUAUUGUUACUCAGGGAGGAUUUGGAUAGGGUAUGAUGAUGUGGAAGCUGUGGGUGCUAAGGUUUCUUAUGUUAAGGAGAAUGGUCUCCGGGGCUACUUUGCAUGGUCUGUUGAUAAAGAUGAUAACUGGUUGCUUUCUCAGAAAGCUUCAACAACAAUGGGUUGACUUGGAUGUUGAGCCAGAGGUCCAGAGAUGAAUGAUCAC